CAUUUAUUUCAACCUUUUCACUUGAUUAGUCGAGUUGGAAAUUGAAUUAGUUGUUACACUCUCGCUAUCAACGAAAGUCUUGAGAUUCAUUUUGAGUUAAUCAAAGUUUGUGGUCAUUUACAAACAAUCCAAAUCAACAAUGAAGGGAUUAUUUACUUCUAUUGUUUUAUUAACCUUCCUCUUCUCAUUAGGAAAUGGUUUACCUGUUGCUGAAUCAUCAACUGAAUCUGCAAGUUUUUACAAUUCAAAAUCCGAAACAGUUGCAGUACCAGUAGACAGUGUUGAUGCUAAUGUUUUAGUUGAUGCUUCAGUCGCAUCAGUAGACGAUGGUCCAUCCGACGUUACCCAGGAUAAAACUUAUAAAGUUGCAGAGGCUUCCAAAGUGAAGGAUAGUGAUGUCCCUUCAACAUUAGUUUCAGUUGAAGAAAAGAAAAAGAAGAAAGGCAAAUCCGAUGAAGGCAAAGUUCAGGUCGUAAAAAAGGAGGAAUCAGUUGUCGCUGAAGUUUCUGAAGUCGCUGCUGCUCCUGUUGUUGCCGCUUCGCCUGUUGUUGCUGCUUCGCCUGUUGUAGCUGCUGCUCCUGUUGUUGUUGUUGCUCCUGUUGCUCCAGUAGUUAAAUCUGUAGCACCAUCAUCAUCACCAGUAUCUCAACCAGACUCUAUCCCUGUUCAAACUGAGACUCCCUCUCAGUAUUCAGCAGAAGUUACUGAGGAAUCACUUAAAAAGUUGAAAAGUCCUGAAGUUGCCUCUGUGGUCGCUGCUCCAGCUGAGAAAGUUGAACCUGCCAAAGCUGCUGAGGUUAAAAAUGAAUCAAGCUCUUCCGAAAUUUCAGCCUACCUUGCUGAACCUAUAAAUCAGGCAACCAAAUUACUUGUUGACCUUGAGGAACAGAUCAAAGGUUACUUGAACACUGACUUGAAUGAUGCUGCAGCUUCAACUUUGAGUCCACAAUCUUAUGGUGCUGGAUCCAAUGAACCAGAAAUUGAGCCAAGUCCAACUGAUGCCCGUCAAAAUGAACAGAUUACUGGUAUGGUUGAUCAAAUUGAUCAAACUAUCCAAAAUCUUGAUCAAUCAAUUGAAGAUUUGAUGGCUAAUCGACGAUACAUGACCGCUGCUAUGAUGAGAUCAAUGAGAUCUUACCUUAAAGGAGUACAAAACAAUUUACAGCGUCUCCAGAAUCGUUUGAGAGCUCUUCAAGCUGUAGCAUCUUCUGCUAAUGCUCCACCCGCCGAUGAAGGUGCUGGUGGUGCUGCUGGUGCAACUGGUGCUUUCCCAAGCAACGCAUUUUUUGAAAGUUUAAGAGUCAGAGUGAACAGAAUCACCAGUGAUAUCACUAAUUUGAUGAAUCGCAUGAGAUCAACAUUGGUUUCAUCUACUACUGCCAGACCGUCCAAUGGUUAAUAAUUUUGUCCUCUUGGUGAAUUAAUACCGACACAAGAUGUAUUAUAACGGGUCAUUGCAUCAAUAAAGUUAACUUAAUCAAUGAAA
Molecule: messenger RNA, 1486 nt
Organism: Tetranychus urticae (two-spotted spider mite)
Lineage: Eukaryota; Metazoa; Arthropoda; Arachnida; Trombidiformes; Tetranychidae
Source: RefSeq, a predicted model, not a curated record